GAGUAAAGGCAAAAAUAAACAAAGCGGCUAUUGUGAAAGAGCUGCUAUUUUACUACACAUACUACUAUGAGUACAGUGAGCAGCUGAUUAAAUAUCUGUACUAUCUAUUUGACCUGAAGGAACUGUACCUGUUUCUCGAGAUGAAUAACUUACCGAAGGAGAUACACCUACGAACGAAUACGAUAAAAAUCACGAGAAAAAAUUUACUCCAUAUUUUGAAAAGCCAAAAUAUAAGUGCAGAAGAAGGAGAAAAUUGGAACAACGUAGGGAUAGUAAUUAACGAUGCUAACUCAAAUGUAGGGUCAUUAAAUGAGUAUAUGUAUGGAUAUUACAUGAUCCAAUCAGCAUCCUCUUUAAUCCCUGUGUUGGAAUUAAAUGUACAGCCAAACGAGAUUAUAUUAGAUAUGUGUGCUGCCCCUGGAGGCAAAUGCACCUUCAUAUGUGCUCUCCAAAAAAAUAAAGGAUUCGUAUAUGCCAAUGAUGUAAAUAAAAUGAGAUGCAAAGCUAUUGAAGCUAAUGCAUCCAGAAUGGGAAUCCAUAAUUUAAUUGUUACCUCCUUUGAUGCUUUGAAGAUUGGAGAAAAAUGGAAUUUUCAAUUUGAUAAAAUUAUUUUAGAUGCUCCAUGUAGUGGUACAGGUGUUGUUAAUAAAAAUAAAGGAGCGAGGAGAAAGACUAUCAAAGAAAUCAGAGACCUUGCACAGAAGCAAAGGAAAUUACUUAACAAUGCCAUCAGUUUGGUGAAAAAUGGAGGUAUCGUCGUUUACUCCACUUGCAGCAUCACCGUGGAGGAAAACGAGCAAGUUAUUAAUUACAUUUUAAAAAAAAGAGAUGUGAAUGUCCUUCCGACUAAUAUCCAAAUUGGGGACCCAGGGAUCACUCACUACAGGAAGAAAGAAUUCUCAAGUAAGGUCUCCCUUUGUAGACGGAUUUACCUGCACAAGCACAAUUAUGACAACUUUUUUGUGGCCAAGCUGUGGAAGCGCUCGGACG
Molecule: messenger RNA, 990 nt
Organism: Plasmodium cynomolgi strain B
Lineage: Eukaryota; Apicomplexa; Aconoidasida; Haemosporida; Plasmodiidae
Product: proliferating-cell nucleolar antigen p120
Exons: 1
Biological process (GO): rRNA base methylation; maturation of LSU-rRNA
Cellular component (GO): nucleolus
Molecular function (GO): RNA binding; rRNA (cytosine-C5-)-methyltransferase activity
Source: RefSeq, a predicted model, not a curated record